UGAUGGUAUACGGAAUCGUUCUCAUUGUUCGCUCUCGUGUCUCUCACUCGCGGAACUUGUCACUUAUGUUAUGGUGAAGAGUCGGAAACUUUUACCGCUGACGGCCACCUUCCACAUCGCUCACAUACUCUCUAUAGCGAAGAGUAUUCCACGUCACUACUAUCUAUAGUAAACAUUACUAUAUCUUGUGCCGUCUGCCUGGUGGAUGGGUGUAGCUGGUGAGGCCUCGUGUCGGUGGAAUAAAGUGUUCUCAUCGGAAACUGAGUUGCUGCAUCAACAAAAACUCACUUACAUGGACCGUAGCCGGGAAGUACAUGAUAAUUGCCCGUUCUAGACGCAGUAACAUUUGGCAUCAUGGUGACGAGGUAUACAAUAGACCAGAUACUGUCUUACGCCCACACCACGCCUACAUUCCCUUACAACACAACGUCGUCGUCGCCACCAACAGGCACCCCACCCUCCUCCACCCCUACACCUAGACUCUCGAGAGAGUCCCCGCCACCAGCUGACAGGGAGGACAAUAAAAGCAUAGAGGUCACAAAGAAAGAUGAUAUCCACAAGUGCUUAACACCCAUGGGUGUUAAGCACUUGGAAGACGCGGAGAGUCCCACGGAGAGUCCCACGGAGAGUCCCACGGAGAAGGAGGCUGGUGAAGGGACAAAAGAGAUGGACAUCUUGGAAGAAGAUAUUAGUCGCCCGACCCUGGCCAGACCCGUGGCCCUACGAAUCCCGCAGAGACCCAACAUGACGCUCCACGAGAGGCCGACACUGGAGACCACCGCCGGGGACCCCAGAACGGGGCUGAGGCCGGAGGUACAGUACGGUGGUGCAGGUUAUGAUGUGAUGAGCGGCCUGGGUGUGGGCGGCGGGGUGUACGGGCUGAUGCUACGACAGUACAUGGAGGCUCAUUAUCGUGGCCUAGCUAACUCUGGCACCUACCUGCCGCUCCCCUAUCCCGUCCUAGACCCAGGUCUCGCUUACCCGCUGGUGGGACGGUCACGGCGACGCGGAGGACAAGUGAGGUUCACCUGUGACCAAACUAGCCAACUGGAGGCGUGGUUCUCCCGCCACAAGUACAUCACCCCGCCACAGAGGAAGACCAUAGCCAGGGACCUCAACCUCCAGGAGCGUCAGGUGAAGACGUGGUUUCAGAACAGACGGGCCAAGUGGAGGAAGGUGCAAGCCCAGAAUGGUGAGGGAGCUCCUCCAGAGAACACCUCUUCUCCCGCCACUUCACAUGACGGCAGCGAAGACGACCCCAUGGAGGAAGACCACCUGGAGGAAGGUACUGACAGAAACAACCACAGUGAUAGCACCCACCAGGGCGGGAAGACGGAGGCAAGCAACAACAACAACAACACGAAGGAACAAAACAAGAAAUCAAUCCCAUGGGAAAAAACAAACACAAAGAACAAGUAGAUGAAUACUCGCUUUAAGAGAACAAAUUAUAGAUGGAUAGCUGGGAAACCUUUUACAAAAUUCUAAAUAAAGUUAAAACAUAAAACUAAAGUAUGAAUUCGAGAAGAAGAGAAAAUAAUGUUAUGUUGAUCACACCUAACGUUCUUGUGUUUACAAAUGAUGUGUUAUGGGUAACUAUUUGAUUUGGCUACGAAUAUAUGUUAAUAUUUACAUAUACUGUGAGUCAUACAUUCCUAGACAUACACAGUACUUAUAAAGAGAAAAUAUUAAUACAUAACAAACAUAUAUGCAUGAAAAUAUACGUAGAUUAAAUACAAACAGUAUAUACAAACGUGAGCGGUAAUAUUUUUUAAAACAAGGAAAAGUUUCUAAGUCCGCUUUAAAUCCAAGUUCAGUUCAAGAACCUAUAAUAUUCACAUCGAGAUCAUUUUAAGAAGUUUAGUCUUUUAUGGAGUACGAAAGGAAUAAGCAAAAAUGGAAGACGUUUGGCUGGAACAGAGAUUUUGGCUAACAUGCUAAAAGUAUCCAACAAUCACAGAAGAGGUUCGUUACUAGGCUAUAAUAUUUUAUAUCUACAUACAUUGGGAAUAUACAAAUGCAUUAGACCUUAUAUAAAUAUUUCUUGUGGUGGUCAGAAACUUCCACCUUCAAGGCACAUAACAGAUAUACAAGUGAUGGAAAAAAUGGUGCAUUGAAUCGAAUUGGCAAGAGGCAGGAAAUUUGUCAAUGUAACAGUGCCGCUAUCUUGCCGUCUAUGCUAAUAUAAAGUUGUUGCUUAAUUUGUAUAUAGUCUGUGAUCAAUGAAGCAUGAGGGUGACAGCAGCCUGGACGUUAUCUUUCAUAGUCUUAUUGUUGGUAGAAGUUCAAGGACAUAUAACUAUAUUUGAAGUAGUAGUUGUAUCGAUUCUUAAAUACAAAAUUACAUGUGUUAUUCUCAGUGCCGGAUUUAGACCUGUGGAGGCCCAUGGACAGCCUCUUUGUGGAGGCCCCCCUCAUUAUAAGUACCUAAGA
This is a messenger RNA of Homarus americanus (American lobster), 2430 nucleotides long. RefSeq names its product homeobox protein DBX1-like. Gene Ontology annotation, molecular function: DNA-binding transcription factor activity, RNA polymerase II-specific; RNA polymerase II cis-regulatory region sequence-specific DNA binding. Gene Ontology annotation, biological process: cell differentiation; regulation of transcription by RNA polymerase II. Lineage: Eukaryota; Metazoa; Arthropoda; Malacostraca; Decapoda; Nephropidae. The transcript has 4 exons. The coding region runs from base 355 to 1419 and encodes 354 amino acids. The record is from RefSeq and is a predicted model, not a curated record.